AGGGAGGGAGAGAGCGGGAGAAAGGGGAGGAGGAGGAGGACCCAGGGUGGGAGGUGGCGGCGCGGGAGGAGGAGGGGCGCAGCCGCGUAGCCACUAGCCCGGCUUGCUCCGACGCGCUUCUCUCCAGAUACUCCGGGAGCUUCAGCCUCGCUGAUCGCGCGCCCCCGUCGCUCUGCCCCCAAACUUCAGCUGCAGCUCCAUUUCAAGCCAUCGAAUUCCUUCCGUAAAAUCAGAAACGGAACCGCGCCACGGGAAGGAUUCCGCGGAGGAGUAAAAGCACAGCCAAGCGAGAAGAGCUCCAGAGAGCAGCCUUCCCGGAGCACUAACUCCGUGUCAGGAGUGCAGAAACCAACAAGUGAGAAGGCGCCGCGAGCCCCGAGCGCAGCCGCGAGCGGCGGGAGCAGGCUCAGGAGCAGGAAGCGAGCGCCCCAGAAGCCGGAGCCGGAGCUCGGAACCCGAGCGGAGGUCGCUGCGGCUGCGGCGCUCUAGAUCCCUCUGCGCGGGCUGCGCCGAGCGCUGAGUAGGCGACUUCGUUUCACCCCGGUUGCAAGCGGUGGCUGGGAGCAGCCGGUCCCCGGGGAAUAUGCGGCGCGCCUGGAUCCUGCUUACCUUGGGCUUGGUGGCCUGUGUGUCAGCGGAGUCGAGAGCAGAGCUGACGUCUGAUAAAGACAUGUACCUUGACAACAGCUCCAUUGAAGAAGCUUCAGGAGUGUAUCCUAUUGAUGAUGACGACUACGCUUCUGCAUCUGGCUCAGGAGCUGAUGAGGAUGUAGAGAGUCCAGAGCUGCCAACAUCUCGGCCACUUCCAAAAAUACCAUUCACUAGUGCUGCUCCAAAAGUAGAAACCACAACACUGAAGACACAGAACAAGAUGCCUGCUCAAACGAAGUCACCUGAAGAAAUUGAUAAGGAGAAAGUUCACCUCUCAGACUCAGAAAGGAAAAUGGACCCUGCUGAAGAAGAUACCAAUGUGUACACUGAGAAACACUCGGACAAUCUGUUUAAACGAACAGAAGUUCUAGCCGCUGUCAUUGCUGGCGGAGUUAUCGGCUUUCUCUUUGCAAUUUUCCUUAUUCUGCUGUUGGUGUAUCGCAUGAGAAAGAAGGAUGAAGGAAGCUAUGACCUUGGAGAACGGAAACCAUCUAGCGCUGCUUAUCAGAAGGCACCUACUAAGGAGUUUUAUGCAUAAAGCUCCCACUUCGUGUCUCUAUUUAUGAGAUCACUGAACUUUUCAAAAUAAAGCUUUUGCAUAGAAUAAUGAAGAUCUUUGUUUUUCGUUUUUCAUUAAAGAGCCAGUCUGGCACUUUAAUGAUAAAAUCCCAUUGUAUUUAAAACUUUUCAUGUAUUUCUUUAGAACAACAUCAAAUUAAAAUUUAACGGCUGCAGUGUUCUGUGAAUAGCAGUGGCAAAAUAUUAUGUUAUGAAAACCCUCAAUGUUCAUGGAAUUGGUUUAAACUUUUAUGCGCAAAUACGAAAUGAUUGCUUUUUAUCCUUCGGUUUGAAGAUGAAGGCUGUUCACUUGUCAGCAUGUCUCUGACUGACCUUACCAAGUUGGUCUUACUUUGUUAAUUUAUCUGUUGUCCUCCUCUUCUCUGCCUUCCCUCUAUCCCCUUAAAAACAAAGCCAGACCUAUACCUUUUGUAGCUGUCAUGGUGCAAUUUGUCUUCGGAUAAUUCAGAUAAUGGUAAUUUAGUGUAUAUGUGAUUUUCAAAUAUGUAAACUUUAACCUCCACUUUGUAUAAAUUUUUAAGUGUCAGACUGUCCAUUUUACACUUGCUUUAUUUUUCAUUACCUGUAGCUUUGGGCAGAUUUGCAACAGCAAAUUAAUGUGUAAAAUUGGAUUAUUACUACAAAACUCUUUAGUCAUAUCUAUCUAAUCAGAUCUUCUUUUGGGAGGAUUUGAUGCAAGUUACUGACAAGCUCAGCAAACCCAAAGAUGCUAACAGUAUUUUAAGAAGUUGCUGCAGAUUCCUUUGGCCACUGUAUUUGUUAAUUUCUUGCAAUUCGAAGGUACGAGUAGGGGUUUAAAGAAAAAUCAGUUUUUGUUCUUAAAAAUGCAUUUAAGUUGUAAACGUCUUUUUAAGCCUUUGAAGUGCCUAUGAUUCUAUGUAACUCGUCACAGACUGGUGUUAAUGAGUAUAUAUAACAGUUUAAAAAAGUUGGUAUUUUAUAAGCACAGACAAUUCUAAUGGUAACUUUUGUAGUCUUAUGAAUAGACAUAAAUUGUAAUUUGGGAACAUAAAAACUACUGAAUAAAUCAUGUGGCCUAAUAUUGAAAA
Messenger RNA from Tupaia belangeri chinensis (Chinese tree shrew), 2279 nucleotides. RefSeq names its product syndecan 2 (gene SDC2). Bases 584 to 1189 code for a protein of 201 amino acids. Gene Ontology annotation, biological process: cell migration; dendrite morphogenesis. Gene Ontology annotation, cellular component: membrane; cell surface. The transcript has 5 exons. The record is from RefSeq and is a predicted model, not a curated record. Lineage: Eukaryota; Metazoa; Chordata; Mammalia; Scandentia; Tupaiidae.